CUUCCCAAGUGAAAGUUUUGAAGAUGAAAGUUCAAUUUUGUCAAUUAUAACAAUAGAGUAUGUGGAUGUUUCUAUAUUACAUGUGGUUAAUCUUAAUGAGAAUGAUAACGAGGAUGAAUUUGAUAUAGAUGACUUAGUUAAUUUGGCACUGUAA
Molecule: messenger RNA, 154 nt
Organism: Entrophospora candida
Lineage: Eukaryota; Fungi; Glomeromycota; Glomeromycetes; Entrophosporales; Entrophosporaceae
Source: the annotation of a GenBank genome assembly